This is a messenger RNA of Neoarthrinium moseri, 570 nucleotides long. RefSeq lists its product as uncharacterized. The record is from RefSeq and is a predicted model, not a curated record. The transcript has 2 exons. Gene Ontology annotation, biological process: transcription initiation at RNA polymerase II promoter. Bases 1 to 570 code for a protein of 189 amino acids. NCBI's taxonomy places the organism in Eukaryota, Fungi, Ascomycota, Sordariomycetes, Amphisphaeriales, Apiosporaceae. Gene Ontology annotation, cellular component: SAGA complex; transcription factor TFIID complex; nucleus. Gene Ontology annotation, molecular function: RNA polymerase II general transcription initiation factor activity; promoter-specific chromatin binding.
AUGGCCAGCGCACCUCUUGAGAACGCCGAGGCGCCCCCGGCGACCCAGGAUGGCCAGCAGCCCGAGGGCGAGGAAGUCGUGCCGGCGCCCGAGGAGGCCAAGAUGCCGACGCGCAAGGACGUGUCGCUGAAGGACUUCCUGAACAAGAUGGAUGACUACGCGCCCAUCAUCCCCGACGCAGUCACCAACUUCUACCUGGCCAAGGCUGGUCUCCCCCCGCCGCCUCAGACCGACCCGCGCCUGGCGCGCCUGCUCGCCCUGACGACGCAGAAGUUCAUCGCCGACAUCGCUGCCGAUGCCUACCAGUACAGCCGCAUUCGGGCCUCCAACACCAGCGCCAACAACCCGAUGGGCAACCUGGGCGCGGCCGCUGGUCUCCCCGUGGCCGGGCAGUCGCAACCAAACGCCAAGGAUCAGGGCCGUGGUGGACCUCUGGGCGUCCAGCGUGCGGGAUACGGCGGUGGUGGACAGGGCGGCAGCCAGAACCGCACCGUGCUUACGAUGGAGGACCUAGGCAUGGCUGUGGGCGAGUACGGUGUCAACGUCAAGAGAAGCGAGUUCUACAGGUGA